Molecule: messenger RNA, 2645 nt
Organism: Arabidopsis thaliana (thale cress)
Lineage: Eukaryota; Viridiplantae; Streptophyta; Magnoliopsida; Brassicales; Brassicaceae
Gene: CPK6
Product: Calcium-dependent protein kinase family protein
Exons: 8
Coding region: 588-2222 (544 amino acids)
Cellular component (GO): plasma membrane; nucleus
Molecular function (GO): calcium ion binding; ATP binding; protein kinase activity
Source: RefSeq, marked reviewed
AUUAAGGAAUGAAGAAGGUGAGACGAAACCGCGUAAAAGACCUUUCUUCUUUGCACCAUCCUCUCUCCUUCAUCAUUUCACAAAUCCACAAAAGAAUCAAUCUUUUUAACACUCUCUAAUGAUUCAACGAAUCCAAUUACCCAACCAGAAACAGCAACACAUAUAGAGAUAUAUACUAUUAAACAAUAACAUAACAAAGAAACCAUUUUUUCUCUUUUGUUAUUGACUUAAACAAAAACUAUCAACGAAUAAUUAUCCUUUUUUGAGUUUUUCCCAUUUCUUCUUCGUCUCCAUUUCAUCGUCUUCUCGCUGUUCUGCUAUAUUCCGGUACUAGAUCCUCUGUUUUCUCAUGUUUCUUUUAUUACCAAAUGAUUUCUUCAUUUAUUGUUGUGUCUUUGAUUCUUUUUUGGGAUCUAUAAUGAUCGAUGAACAUUUAAAGCUACGACUUUUCAGGAGCUCUUGUCUUUUUUUCUUUAAUCUUUGAUUAUGUUACAAAACAAUUAUGUUUUUUGAAGCUUGAUCUGAUUUUCGUUGGAUGAGGAGAAGAAGAAAGUGAAAAAAGUUGUGAAAUAGAGAGAGUUUGUUUCAUGGGCAAUUCAUGUCGUGGUUCUUUUAAGGACAAAAUCUACGAGGGCAAUCAUAGUAGGCCCGAGGAGAAUUCCAAAUCCACCACCACUACUGUUUCCUCUGUUCAUUCUCCUACUACAGACCAAGAUUUCUCCAAACAGAACACCAAUCCAGCUCUUGUGAUUCCUGUUAAAGAACCCAUUAUGCGGCGUAACGUUGACAAUCAAUCUUACUAUGUUCUUGGUCACAAGACUCCUAACAUUCGUGAUCUUUACACGUUGAGUCGUAAGUUAGGACAAGGACAAUUCGGGACAACGUAUUUGUGUACUGAUAUUGCCACAGGUGUUGACUAUGCUUGUAAGUCUAUAUCCAAGAGGAAAUUGAUAUCUAAAGAAGAUGUUGAGGAUGUUAGGAGGGAGAUUCAGAUUAUGCAUCAUUUAGCUGGUCACAAGAAUAUUGUUACUAUUAAAGGAGCUUAUGAGGAUCCUUUGUAUGUUCACAUUGUGAUGGAGCUUUGUGCUGGUGGUGAGUUGUUUGAUAGGAUUAUUCAUAGAGGUCAUUACAGCGAGAGGAAAGCUGCUGAGUUGACCAAGAUCAUUGUCGGUGUUGUUGAGGCGUGUCAUUCUCUUGGUGUUAUGCAUAGAGAUUUAAAGCCUGAGAAUUUCUUGUUGGUUAAUAAGGAUGAUGAUUUCUCUCUUAAGGCCAUUGAUUUUGGUCUCUCUGUUUUCUUCAAACCAGGCCAAAUAUUCAAGGAUGUUGUUGGAAGUCCAUACUAUGUUGCUCCUGAGGUUCUUCUAAAACAUUAUGGUCCAGAAGCUGAUGUGUGGACUGCUGGUGUUAUACUCUAUAUCUUACUAAGUGGUGUCCCGCCUUUCUGGGCAGAAACACAGCAAGGAAUAUUUGAUGCUGUGUUGAAGGGAUAUAUUGACUUUGAUACAGACCCGUGGCCUGUCAUAUCCGACAGUGCUAAAGAUCUGAUCCGGAAGAUGUUAUGCUCUAGUCCUUCUGAACGUUUGACUGCUCAUGAAGUCUUGCGUCAUCCAUGGAUCUGUGAGAAUGGAGUUGCACCGGAUAGAGCACUUGACCCGGCUGUUUUGUCUCGUCUAAAACAGUUUUCUGCAAUGAAUAAAUUAAAGAAGAUGGCUUUAAAGGUGAUAGCUGAGAGCCUCUCAGAAGAAGAGAUUGCGGGUUUAAGAGCAAUGUUUGAGGCAAUGGAUACUGAUAACAGCGGUGCAAUCACUUUUGAUGAACUCAAAGCUGGCUUGAGAAGAUAUGGAUCAACCUUGAAAGACACCGAGAUCCGAGAUCUUAUGGAAGCGGCUGAUGUGGACAACAGCGGUACAAUAGAUUACAGCGAGUUUAUUGCAGCGACGAUCCAUCUGAAUAAACUAGAGAGAGAAGAGCAUCUUGUCUCUGCAUUUCAGUACUUUGACAAAGAUGGAAGUGGUUACAUCACCAUUGAUGAGCUGCAACAAUCUUGCAUUGAACAUGGGAUGACCGAUGUUUUUCUUGAAGACAUAAUCAAAGAAGUAGAUCAAGACAACGAUGGACGGAUUGAUUACGAAGAAUUUGUUGCGAUGAUGCAAAAGGGAAAUGCUGGUGUAGGGAGAAGAACAAUGAAAAAUAGUCUAAACAUCAGCAUGAGAGAUGUGUAGGCACAUACACACAUCUUUAAAUCGUCUAUUCGGUGAGGAUGCAAAUGUUUCCAUGGAAUCAACAUUUGCAAUGUUUAAUCACAGAGGAGGAAGAGAAACCAGAUUCAUAGCUGCAGCGAACCAGCUAAAUCGUUGAAGGUUUGAGUUAAAAAUGUUAAAAACUACUGUAUGAUUAAAAAAUGGUGAAAGAUAAAAAAAAAGUGUUAAGUUCUGUUCAUCAGUAGCUGUGAGGACUAUUUCUAUUUUCUCUCUCUCUGUUUUGUUUGUUUGUAACAACUGUUUAAGUUUGGUUUUUAUUUCAUCUCCAUCGUCGAAAGCUUUGACCCUUUUUGGGUUUUUGAAAGAUCAAAUCAUCUUCCAAUAUAGUACAAAUGUGAUAUACAAGUUGUGUGACAAUCUUCCACCUUUUAGUUGUUGUUGCUG